Molecule: messenger RNA, 9095 nt
Organism: Cuculus canorus (common cuckoo)
Lineage: Eukaryota; Metazoa; Chordata; Aves; Cuculiformes; Cuculidae
Gene: KLF7
Product: KLF transcription factor 7
Exons: 4
Coding region: 77-967 (296 amino acids)
Biological process (GO): regulation of transcription by RNA polymerase II
Molecular function (GO): RNA polymerase II cis-regulatory region sequence-specific DNA binding; DNA-binding transcription factor activity, RNA polymerase II-specific
Source: RefSeq, a predicted model, not a curated record
UGAGCAAAAAAACAACCCCCCCACCCGAGCCAAACACACACAAAAGCAGAAAGAAAGGGUCGUGCUCAGCAGCAGCAUGGAUGUCUUGGCUAGUUAUAGUAUAUUCCAGGAACUCCAGCUUGUCCACGACACCGGCUACUUCUCAGCUUUGCCAUCCUUGGAGGAGAACUGGCAGCAGACAUGCCUGGAGUUGGAGCGAUACCUUCAGACUGAACCACGGAAGAUCACUGAGACCUUUGGUGAGGAUUUGGACUGCUUCCUUCAUGCCUCCUCAGCCAUAGAUGCAGAGGAUGAUAUCCGACAGCUAGACCCCAUCCUUUUACCAGUGGAGACGAGUACGUGUGACAAAAGCACCAACAUGGACAUUAUCCUCUCACGGGACAAGCUGCUGUCUGAGACGUGCCUCAGCUUGCAGUCCACGAGCUCUUCCACAGAAAGCUACACAGCCGUCAACCAGGCCCAACUCAAUGCUGUAACCUCAUUAACACCCCCCUCCUCUCCAGAGCUCAGCCGCCACCUUGUAAAAACCUCACAAACUCUCUCAGCAGUGGAUGGCACGGUGACAUUGAAAUUGGUGGCCAAGAAAACUUCACUUAGCUCUGUGAAAGUGGGUGUAGCAACAGCGACUGCGGGGACAAUAAAAAGUGGUCAAAGUGACAGUGAACAAGGAGGUACAGGGGCAGAAGCGUCCCCAGAAAACAAGAAGAGGGUUCAUCGCUGUCAAUUUAAUGGGUGCCGGAAGGUUUAUACAAAGAGCUCCCACUUAAAGGCUCACCAGAGGACUCAUACAGGUGAGAAGCCUUACAAGUGCUCGUGGGAAGGGUGCGAGUGGCGUUUUGCACGGAGCGACGAGCUCACGAGGCAUUACAGAAAGCACACGGGUGCAAAGCCCUUUAAAUGCAACCAUUGUGACAGGUGUUUUUCCAGGUCUGAUCACCUCGCCCUUCACAUGAAGAGACACAUCUGAAUAUCAGUCAGCUUGGCAUGGAUGCCACCUGAGCUAAGCGUUGUGAGAUGAAAGUGGGACUCAAGUUACAACGUGCUGCCUUGCAGGAGACGAGAACUUGACCACAUGUAAUCCUCUGUACAGAGACCACACACUCACACUGUCAUGCGCCCAGUUAUACUUAAAUAUAUACAUCGGUUCUUUACGCCUUGCCCCAGCUGGAUGGUAGAAGACGCAGGCGAGGAAGUGGUAUAGAGGUGAAGUCAAUGAGGAGGAACAAUUGCUUACAGUACUUCAUCCCUCUUGGAUUUUUUCCUCAUUUUGCCAGUGGAAAUCAAAGAAAAUGGAGGAGGCUUCCCUGCAGGUGGACGGCAGUAGGAGGGGCUUAUUUAACUUGCUUCUCAGUGCAACUCAAUAGGAGAAUGUGUCGUCUUGAGGUUGCAUAUUUGUAGCACUAAAAUUCUUUUUAAAUAGAUGGGGGAAAACAAUGACCUAGAAAACCAAAUCCCAGUUUGGUAGCCAAAAUUAACCUCUUGGUUCAUUUGUUCUUUGUCUGAGAAUUCCUAAUGUUCAAUGCGUCAGACUUCUCACAGACAGUUUGACCUGUCUUGGUUUUGUUUCUUCUUCCUAGAACUGAGCUAUUGAGAUCCUUUUAAGUCAAUACCAGUGGCCUUAAUGGCAGUAGACUGUGGAGUGACACUUGUGACACAAAUAUCCUCUUUUUGGCCUGAGUUUAUGUAGACUUCACAGAAGACUAUAUUUUUGUUGAUUGUUGUUAUUUUAAUUUUUGUUUUGGCUAUUGCACAACAUAUGCACUAGGGACUCUGGAAGCUGCUGCCAUGAUGGCUAAGUGGCCAAGGGAUAAGCCCCUGAGAAACAGCACCUAAUAUCUCUGUAUCUCAUCUUAUUGCCAUUUCUAGGACUUCUUGCUUAUUUGUCGAACAAAAAAACUGUAAAAGCUUAUUUGGAAGCUUAAACAUUUUUUUUUCUCUUUUCUCCACAAAUGAGUGAUCUUCAGAACUCCUUGUCUUCACCUGGAUAUCGGUCUGGGACUGGCCACACAGGCAUGACAACAGGAUUCCUUCCACAUCGUGUGAGCAUGUUAGCCACAACCCACAAUGACUUAGUGAUGAAUUAUGUUGCUCUUUCUUGCUGUUCUUGUAUUAACCGAUUUAAAGCAUUAGACUUUUGUUUGUGUAAAGAGCACCUGCAGAUGUUUUAAUUUAAAGCUAAUUUUUUGUUGAGCAUCCUAAACACAAAGUAACCCACAAACCAAAAAUCCUACUCCAGUAUCUGAGUGGGAAAUCGAGAACCUCUUCCAAGUACAAUGGCUUCAUUCAGCAUUAGCCUUUUAAAGAAAUUAUCAAAGUCCUCCUUUUCUAUUCAUCAAGUUGAUCCUGUAGCCCACUUCUACAUGAAAAAAAUGUAACAAUGUGAGCGGUGAAGGAAGGGUUGGAUUUUACAAACAGCAGUGAGGCUUUUCCAGAUGAUUAGUCUAAAGUGUUACUAACCUAAAGGUCCAUUUUGGUCUAUUGUGUGAACUGUCAAGGAGGAGUAAAGUUCUUAUGCUCACCGUUCAGUCCUAUUGAUAAUUUGACUUCGUUGGCUCAAAAUGGAUUAAGAUCUUCAUUACAAAAGAAAAACAAAAAAGAUGUAUCUUGCCAUAACUUGCAUUUGAAACUAUUUGGCACUGGCCAGACUCCAAAGACUGCAUUUAGGACCAUAAAAGUGGCCUAUGCAAGCAGGCAGGUGGUCGUUAGGUUGUAUAUUUUGUAUAUUCUGAGACCAUCCCUACAAGAUGUGUCUAGAAAUGAAACAAAAUGACGUGUGGUCCACAAAUGAUUGCUGCUCUUUUAUACUGUAUUAGCCAACUGCCCUUCUUUGACUGUUUUGACUUGUUGACUGUUAAAUAUUUCCCUUAAUUUGUGUUUUGGGAGGUAAAAUUGUACUCUUAGGGAGAAAAAGAACAAAAAAAGAAACUUGAUAGAUGUUUAAGAGCCGUCACCGGGAUCCCUGGCACUUGAAUUCUCAGCAUUUUGCAACCUUUGCUUCCAGUGAGAGAUUUAAUUUACUCAAAAGAUCCUGUUUUUCCUCACAGUUUUCACAAAACACUGUGACUGUCAACUGAACGCUUUGGGGACAGGGGGAAAAUACGAUGUCUGGGCCAUAUAGCAUGAAAUAUGGACCAAAAUCUAACCAUCUUUUAAGGACAAUGGUAUAACAUUUGUGGUAAGAGCAUGAGAGAGAGUAAGAGAGAGUGAAAGAAACGAAAGAAAGAAAGAAAGACAGAGAGAAAGAGAGAGAGAGAACGGAAAUUGAGUUUAUUCCAAAGAUUUAAAACUAACUGUACUCUAUAUGUGUAUGUAUAUAUGCUUCUAUAUAUAUGUAUACAUUUAAAAUUUGUGGAGCACUGCUUGCUGACAAUCUCGUAUUUCUCUACUUCUGUAUUUGCAUAAUUUUUAUGGCCAUUCCACCCAGCUGUUCCACUGGGACUGAGGGCCCUACAAUCCAAUUUGUGUUGGAAUAUAUAGAGCAUCCUGCCAGAUGUCUAACGGGAACUGAAACCUCAGCUGUGUGAAACUGUAGAGCAUCCAGUCAGUGCAUUAGAUUAAGAAAAGGAUAAGCAAAUCCUAAAAUUUCAUUACCGUAGUGUCCUAAAAUUUCAUUACCGUAGUGUCCUAAAAUGUGUGCUCUCAAACCCACCACUAUGAUACUCGUUGGCUGUGAAGCUGCAUAAAUAUCCUCCUUUGACCUCUGAACACACUUGCCUUCAGAUGUGCUAUUGGUAGUCUAUGAACUUUAAUUAUUAAUUAAGUUUAAGUACCAGACUCUUACUUAAAAUGGAAAAAAUCAAGCAAGACUGUUUAUUUACUUCCACUUGUCAUUUAUGGUCUUGUUGACAUCUUAUGUGAAUAUGGCAGAACAAGGCCCCAUGGAAAAAAACAUGCUGAAAUGUCUCAUUAUUUCAUUCUAGAGGCAGGCCUACAUCUAAAUCAUGGAUAAAAAACAUGAAAAAACAUAGAGAAAAGAGGGAUAAGAGACUUAAUCAGAUUUCAGCCUUCUCAGGCACUCUCUGCAGCACGUCUUGAACUCUGAAGCCAAAUUUUUGGCUUUGGGACCAUGUCUUCUGUUUGUAAAGGGAGAUGUUUUUCAGCUGUAUACUUGGUAUACUCAGUCAGUCUCUGGACUUCAGGUUUUGGGUGUUCAUAUGCCAGCGUCUUAGUCAUUGCUAAAAUUUUGAACCAUAGCUGGUGUUUGUAGAAGUCUUCAUUUUGAAAAGGCAUAAUUAGUGACACGUUCCAGGAUUUGGGUUUUACAAUUACAAGUUUUGUUUCUUCACAAAUAUCUUAAGCUCUGCACUUCAAACUUCUGUGGUCUGCUGCAGCUAGAUCUUUUUUAGCCCUCUGUCUCCCUGUGAAAGUUGUACAGUUGUCCUCUGUAAACUAUGAGCAGGAACAGACUAGUGAGGAAAGGCUGAUCCUCUCUGUAAGACUUCUUGGCAGCAAACCCAUAAAUAGGUGGUUUGGUAAUAGUUGAGGACCGAGUCAUCCAGAUGUAGAAAGGAGAAGCUUAACCUUGUUUCCCUUAUGGGAGUUUUAUGCCUAUUUGCAAAAGAAAAGCUAUUAUAAGACAGCAAAUAUGAGGUUUUGUGAAUAGGUAAAUAAUAUUUCGGAGCAGAGCAGUCGGUCAGAACCAUGCUGGUGGCAAGAGGCCUUCAGAGGUCAUUUUGGCCAGCCUCCAACUAGAGCUGGUUGCUCAGGACCAUGUCCAGCCGAGUUUUAAAUAAUCCCCAGGGAUGGAAAUUCAACAACCUCUCUGUGCAAGCUGGUCCAAUAUUUGACUAUAUUUAUGGUAUAAAAAAAAGAAAAUUAGAGUUAAGUGUUAAGUAGGAAUUUUCUGUGUUCCAACUUGUUUUCAUUGCCUCUUCCACUGUGCACCUCGAAGAAGAGUCUGGCUUUUUCUCUACGCCUUCUGUUAGGUAUUUGUAGACAGCAAUAAGAUCUACCCUUACCUCAACCCUAAGGUUGAACCAUGUCUCCCAGCCUCUCUUCAUCCAUUGUAUGUUCCAGAACCUGAUCUCCAUGGUGGCUCUCUGCUACAGUUACUCCAAUAUGUCAAUAGUUUUCUUGCAAUGGGAAGACCAAAACCAGACAGAAUAUUCCAGAUCAAGACAUACUUCAUAUGUUACAGUGUUGAUGUUAUUUGUUUAUUCCAGAUUUUUUCAUUAUCCAAUUAAGCAAGCUAUACUGCAUGAUGAGAUUCUAUUUUGAAAACUUACAGAAGAUCACUUAGAAAGUACUGAUACAAAGAUUUUUCUAAUCAGAUUUGCUGAAACUAUGUAUAAAAAUAUGCUUAUAGAAAUAUGCUUUCUAUACUACCAUCUAGAGACCUAACAAACAAAAUUGUGUUCUUCCAAUAUAAUUAUUGCCGUUUUACCUUAAACUGAAAAAAAAAGUACUGGUUCACUCACACUAUCUCAAAUACAAGGAAACAUGAUGCUGUAUUUCACUCACUUUUUAGACAAAAACAACACUUCAAUACAUAUUUGUUCUGGGGUUUUUUCCCUUAGGAGAUAAAAAUCAACCCAAAAUAUAAUGUAUUUUAUAAAGAUCAGUCUAACAGAAAAGGGGAUUCCAGAGUAUUUUUCAUUAUUCCAGAGCUGAUCUUUUUCUAUAGCCAAUAGUCAAUCUGGAAAACUAUAUUACCUGGACAAAUUGGCAAAUGAAGAAAAGAAAGGACGGACUAAAAUCCUAGAUUCUUUUGACAUCUUGGACAAGGCCCUGAGCAGUCUGAUCUAACUAAACUGUUUUUUAAACAAAGAGUCGAACUAGAUGACCUCCAGAGAUACCUUCCAAUACUAAUUUUUCUGUGUUUCAGUGAUUCAUUUUACAGCUCUUGACUGAUUAAAUAUGUACUGGGUCUAGUUCUUCCCAGUCUUGUGCUGGCGUGACACACUGUAGAACUGACCUGCAGGAUUUCUCUCAAAUUCUGAUAGUUUCAUCCUUAUUAAACCUUACAAUGCUUCUACCUGAGAAAGCCUUAGGAAAUCUUAAAAAUCCCAAGCCCCUUAGCAAACCAGUUUGAAGCAAUAUCGUACCAUGAGAUGUAGAACAGCUGCAGGGACAAACCAGACAUGGAAACAAGUUUGGUAGCCUGGAAGACCUGUGUGGUGUCUUGGUCUUCCCAGGACCUGGGAUCUAAGCCAACAUAUAUUUCUUCGAAAGGUGAACACUGAUUUUUUUUUAUUAUUUUUUUUUUUAAAUUAAUUCUUCUUUUCCGCAGACUUUUUGGAAUUGGGUUUACUGUUUUUUCAAUCUAGCACAUUUUCACUUAAUGCAUGGAAAGCACUGACAAAACACAGAUGAGGAAGAAGAGCCUGAAUGCAAGAGGAGCCCCCAGAUCCUUGCUUUUGUAACUGUUUUGGAACUUGAGCAAUGAAAAGAUAACUAAUCACUAGGAUGUGCUCUAAAAUGGAGUUGAUCAAUAUGAUAGUUGCAGUGACUGAGUGUAUCCUACCUGUGACCUUUCUGGUAUCUACAGAAUCAGGCUUUCUCCCUCGUUUUUACCUGCCCUGAGACAAUUUAGGCUUUUUAGCUGUCUCUAACUCAACGAUGGUUCUUCUUAUUAAACCUAAUUUAUUUAUCUGUGUACAAAAGAGGUCAUAAUUAGUGCUUUUGACAAAGCUAGUGAAAAUCCAAGUUUAAGUGUUUCCUUUUCUCUGCCAGUUCCCUUAAAAUGUGUCAAACCUGUGAAACUCAAAAAACGAAAAUGGAGGAGAAUUCUGUAAAUAAUUUGAUGUUACUAGGCCAGCACCCACAGGAUCAAGGGCUUUUAUUCUUGAUUUCAUUCAGGACUUGGCAAAUCCUGUCAUUCCACCCAGUAAGACUGGUUUUAAGCUUUCAUAUCCUGGGUGACGCCUCUAACCUAACGUACUUAUGAAAUACUUUAUGCUGAUUUCAGAGAGAAUUGCACUCACAAAUAUCCUCACGUAUGAAGAACAAAAAUAAUGCUUGACAAUAACUCAAAUAUUUAAGUCUGUCUUGAAAAAUGAAAAUUAUUUCCUCCCAAGAUGUUACAGCUACUCAUUGAGAAGUCUCGACUGUCUUUCAUUAGCAUCAAAUCUAUGCCUUCUUGAAUGAUCAUUUCUAGAUCAAGUUUGAAUAUUAUUCUUCCUUUUGUCCCAUUUGUGUCUCUUUUUAUUAAUAGUUUAGGGAUGACUACUGCAGUUUUUCUCCUCCGCAGCUCUGCACUGGCUUCAGGGGCAAGAUUUAGCGAUGUAAGAAUGGUAGGAUCUGGACUACCAGGUACUAAGAUCUAUCUUCUGAAACUCAGACUUUCCUCCUCCCUUAGAGGAAGAAGUCCAAGUCAUACUUGUACUAUAUAAGUUAUAUAUAUAACGGUAUAGUUGUAUAUAUAAAUUAUAUACAUUAAGAAGUGGAGACGGGGUAGGCUGCCUUUAUCACCUCAAGAAAUAGGUUCCCCUACCUGGAAACUUUCAAAUGCAGGUGUCGUUUUUCAAACAGGGUUUUAUAGUUUUCCUUAAUGCUUGUUAAUAGCAUUUUUUUGGUGUAAUAAUUAAAGUUGGAACUCUUAGCGAUUUUCAAAAUGAAAGCUUUGAUGAUUUUUUUUAAGUGCUUUGGUCCUAACUUCUCUAUACUGCCAGAAAACAGGUUCUCCACCCUGUCUCUGUGUGGGUGUGGAUGUACAACAGCAUACUGUGUGUACCCACACAGAAGAGGAAACUGAGCUACUGACUUACAGUUUGUAGUAGCCAACUGUGCCUAUUGCUUUGAUUUAGGGAGGGCACUUGUUGUUGCCACUGCAUUUUAGGAAUCAUGUCAGCUUCUGUAAGAAAGUUUGGAAUGAUCCUGGCAAAUACCUGUUGCUGUGUACUGGGAAUGAGUAGGCUGCAAAUCUGGGGACUGGGAGGGGAGGCGGGAAGGGAGGGGGAUGAGGGCUUAGCAUGAACACACUAAAAGUGAACUAGAAUGGACAGAAAGGUGACAAUUUUAGCCUUUAUUGUUGGGUUCUUGGGGAAGUGAAAAGCUAACGCGCAGUCCCUGGAAGGCCUGAUGGCUGAAGGGCUGACCUUUGUAUUUUGCAACAUACAUUUUACCCAUUGCUCUGUAUUUUAAACCCCAGACCUGUCAGAUUCUGGAAGUAGAAUCAAAACGUUGGUUUGAACACUACUUUUUUACCAAGGCCAUGUCUCUACCAGGGAAGUUGCCCUACCCUAAUAUACUAGUCUAGUUAAAAUAACUUUGUAUCUACACCUAUUACUCGAUUGCCCAGAUUGAAGUUGCAUUGGCAUCCUAUGCAGUUAAGCUGAAAUGUAAGAAAUGCUUCAAUUAAGACACCUUUACAGAAAGGUUCUCACACCAACUUAAGCACUUGGUUUUGAAAUCACUGCAUAUAAACCAUGACAGCUUUUCUCUUAGAAACAAGGCCUUCGUUUAGCAUGUCUGCUCAUCUAGUUGAAAAGAAAAAAAAAAUAAUUCAAGCCGAGAUCUUUUUUUUCCUUGCUUUGUAAAGUGGCCUGUUUUGUUUCUUGUCCUUUGAAACCUUUCUUGCUCUCUACUACACAUUAGAUUUUUGAUUUGGGGAUUUUUUUUUUUUAGCAACAACAACAAAAAGUAUGAAUGCUCCCUAUUUAAGAAAAAAAAAAACAAAAAACAACAAAACAAUAUUGCUUGAAGGACUUUCAUUUUGCACUAUAAUUUUUCUUUUACCAGAUGUGUCUGACAAGUGCAUUUUGGAGAUGCCCUCGGUCACGUUCUCUCAGGCCUACUCUGGUAUUUCUAAUAUAUCACAGAAGUACCCAAUCUUGUAGCCCUCAGUUCUGCCUUUUUUUGACAUUUUAUUUUUUUUAAGCUUUUUAUAUCUAUAUAUAUAUGAAUAUAUUACUUUGUCAGUUUUUUUGCUGUACAAAAAGUCUUAAGAUUUAAAAAUAUUAUUUGUAUUAUAUGAUGGUGGUAUGUUAAUGUUACAAAAUAAUUAAUGAAGAAAAAAUUUAUUUUUGUUACUGGUCUGUUUCAUAAUUCUUUUUUAAAUUGGUAUAUUGUAAGAUAUCUAUGCAAAAAUGUUAUGUGACGCAUUUUUAUUUAAGAAUGUAAUAUGUGUAAUAAACAGUAGAAUGUGUUUGGCCCGA